AUGUCGACGACAGUCGCAAAGCGUAAGCGUGCGAGGAAGGCAUGCAUUCCUUGCCACCAGCGCAAGAGGAAAUGCGACGCCGAGUAUCCCUGUGGCACGUGCACCACCUACGAAUACAACUGCAGGUAUGCCGACGACGACACCACUGGCAUUGCGGGUGGCGGCAUACACGCUCCGCCGGCCCAAGCCGAGCGCGUCAGCGUCGACGGCGGAAGUAGUAAGGGGAGCCGGGCUGCCGCCACAUCGCGGAGUCCGGACAACCGACCAUAUGUAGCGGGAGGGCCACGCGGAGCCGACGGCUCAUCGUCGAAGAGUCCGACCGGCAUAGCCGCCUCGUCCGCGGCUACCCCCACGGCCGCCGGCAUCUUCGACGAGCAGAAGUCUAGAUAUGCCGGGGCAUCGGCGGCCAUGGCAUUCCCACAUAUCCUAGGCGUGGCUCUCGGCUCUGACGGCCCUCCCGAGAUGCACUCGUUUGCCUAUAACUUCGGUAUCCGCCCCGAGGAGGCCUCCAACACUCAUGGCUUGCUGGGGAAGCUCAUCUCGGAGGACGACCUCGGCUUCUUCUCGGGUGUGUACUUUUCAGUAUUGGCGCCUAUCGGUGACUAUAUGGACCCGAGAAUCUACGCCCAGCGAUGUCGGGAUUAUUACCAUGGCCUCGGCAGCACCGCGGUCGCCUUUGGCGCUGUGGCCGCUGGCGUCGCUGCUCUCGGGUCAUUCCUAUCACCCAACAGACACCCGCGAGAGUCUGACCUAGUGCAGUACGCCAAAGCCAUUCUCGAUGACCCGGCCUCCAUGCGCUUGCUGGGCAUCGAUCACAUCAUCGCGGGGGGCUUGCGAGUGCUUUACUUGCGGGCCACGACCCGCCCUAAUACUGCCUGGGUCGCGUCGUGCACUGUGAUGCACCUCUGCGAAGCGGUCGGGCUGCACGAAGAAGAGAACAUAAAGAAGAUGGCGUCCGUCGCCGGUGCCGCUGUUGUUGGACAUGAUGCAGACCGGCUGAGGCGAAUUUUCUGGAUCUCUUGGGCCGGGCAUAACAUGCUGUCCUAUGAGUUCGAUCGUUCGUCUGUACGAUUUGGCGCCGUGACUUGCCAGGCUAUCAUUCCGACAGUAGGUUCUGUUGCCGACCAGUUCGUGCAAAUAGCGCAGAUCAUCCCGGCACCUAACUCCCCGUUCCACCUCGAACCCCAGCCUCCAACUCCGAGGGAGGAGCUAUUUGAGCGCCUCAGGGCAUUGGAUAAGCUCCAAUUCACCCAUCCGUUCCUGACGGUGACUAAGGCGGAUCUCGCGUUUUGCUUCUAUCGACGCAUUUACCAGCUCAAGAUGGGCAUAUCGGACGAGAUCAUUCAACUAGUCAUUGAUAGCGGCAACGCCGCGGUGGAGGCGGCGCAGCAGCUAGCUAACCAGGGUCAUCUGUUCUGGAACGUCAUAGGCAGCGUCUUCCAGUAUGCCUGCAUCCUGUUGGCCAUCGACACGCCGGCCGCCUCGGUCCACAUCGCUGCUGCCUUCAAAUGUUUGGAGAAUCUGGUGCACGCUGCCGACACAGGACUGACGCGUAAGGCAUUGUCGAUGGCGCGACAUCUACUCAGCCUCAAUAUGGCAAAGAAGCGAAAGGAACUCGCCCAGCUAGAGGCUGUCGAGGCGAGUUAUCAAUCCUUCCAGGCGCAGCCGGAAUCCGACGCCAAUAAGGCUGUGCCAGACAUGGGCUGGGCGGAGGACUGGGACCUGUUCCUCACUGAGCCAUAUCUAUCGAUGAUCGGCCCUGGCAUCCAGUUGUAG
Penicillium expansum is the source of this 1776-nucleotide messenger RNA. RefSeq lists its product as uncharacterized. Gene Ontology annotation, molecular function: DNA-binding transcription factor activity, RNA polymerase II-specific; zinc ion binding. Gene Ontology annotation, biological process: response to xenobiotic stimulus; regulation of DNA-templated transcription. Lineage: Eukaryota; Fungi; Ascomycota; Eurotiomycetes; Eurotiales; Aspergillaceae. The transcript has a single exon. The record is from RefSeq and is a predicted model, not a curated record. Bases 1 to 1776 code for a protein of 591 amino acids.